CGGCAACAUAAAAGCGAUGGUUAUUAUAUGAUAAAAGAUAAAAAUAUUAGUAUUAAUGUUAUUAACACAAAAAGACGUACUAAAAGUUGUGAAAGUUUCAAAAAUGAUGAAAAAGAAGACGAAAAUGAAAAUGAAAAUAGAAGAAGUUUAGAAGAAAUUUGGGAUGAAGUGACAAGAAACAGGCAAAAAGGGUGCCGGAAAAUUGGGCUCUGGAAAAUUGGGCUCCAAGAUUUUUCGGAAAUUUGGGCUCCAACUUUUCGGAAAAUUGGGCUCCAGCGGAAUUUUGGGCUCUAA
Meloidogyne enterolobii is the source of this 294-nucleotide messenger RNA. The record is from the annotation of a GenBank genome assembly. Lineage: Eukaryota; Metazoa; Nematoda; Chromadorea; Rhabditida; Meloidogynidae.